CGGAGCAAGUUCCGGUUGCAUUCAGUUCCCGUAGAGACAAGACAGGUUGCUAUUAACUAUAUACAGGGGUCUUAAACCUUUAAAAUUUUGCCAUGUUCAUCUGUUACUCAAUAUAAUAUAUUAAUUUAGGGUGUAAAUAAUUGUAAGGAUAACAAUAUGUUCCAGACGCUAAUGUAAUAGUUGCACAUAUGUCAGAUUUUUCAUUAAAUAUACCUUAAGAAAACAAAAAUAAUGCACACAUAUAAAAUGAAAUAAAUUAAUUUGCCUUUAAUUCUUAAGGAGAAGCCAACUAGAUUGAAAAAUUUAACCCUCAUAGAGACUUUAAUACACGUCAUAGUAAAUAAAAGGCUAAAUAUCUCUGGCUGGUUCAUGUCAGUUCAAUCAACCCUAUGUACUGAGCUGUGUACUCAGUCUAGUCUAGUGUUAGACUUGCACCAGCUGCACGCGCUAAGAUGUAUUGCUACGUCUGUGUCAUAUAUCUUAUUAUUAUAGCGACAGCACAUCCGCCUAAAGACCGAGAAGUUUCUAAAACUAUUGAGAAACGUUCAAUUUUCCAUGAUGUAAUUCAAUCACUUAAAAUACGCAACCAGCUGCCAGAAGAUAUUGAUGAGGAUAAUAAUGUAGGACAGAAUUACGACUUGGAAGAUGAGCGGUUGCAUCUGCCUAGCGACCUAGACUUUUUGCCAAGAAGGAAUGAUCGAAUAGAAAUGCCCACACUCAAAUAUCGCUUCCCAAAAACUAUAAACCUAAAUGAAAGUGCUAAAGACGAAAAAUCCAAAAAAGAAAUUGUGCUAUACGUAAGUGCACCGAGCGAAAAUGAGCCAAACACACCCACACCGAGACCCAAACCACAGAAAACUGCGAGACCAAAACCGAAACCUGGAAACAGAAUUAAAACACCAAAUAAAAAUAAUUCUGACGAAGAAACAGAAGCAGAAGAUAAGCCUUUUUCUAACUCUAUGACGGGACAAAGUCAGAUAGGAAACCGGGAAUAUCAGACGAUAGUUAAACCAACUGUUAUCAUCAACCUUCGAGGCUCCGUGUCCAACAGAGAAAGAGACAUUGUUAUUGAAAAGGGGAGAGUGGAAAACGAAACUGUUUUACCUAAAAACAUAUUCAAUAUACAUCAGGGCGUUGCUUUAGACAUGCAUGACACUAAAUCAAGACACAAACCAAAUGAUAAAAUAUCUGUGAUAACUCGGAAUUUAAAUGAUGCAAUGCCAAACAAUAAUGAUGAAGACAUGAUUAUGUGCGAAACAUCAAGUAAUAAGGAAAUAGAAUCCACCAAACGUAAAUAUGACGUGGUCAACGUGAAACUAAUAAUUAAUUGAAUUACUUAGAUAUCUUACUUUUAUCUUUUAUGGUUUAAAUUGUGCUGUAAUUAAAAUAUGAAAUGGAUAUCUCAGUUUAAGAUAAUUACAGAAUAGGAGAGCUCGUAUAAAUAAACCGCCUACUCGAAUGUAUAAGAACAUCUCCAAUUAAAACUUUUUGUGUGUUCACAUCAGCUUAUUUGAAAGUGGAUUGUAUUUCCCUAUUUGCAGAUACAGCUUUCCUUUUAAGUUUAAUGAUAAUUUCCCGUUAGACGACUUACCAAGAAACAUUGUAUCUAUCUCAAUAGUUGUAUUACGCAAUACAAUUUUUAAACAUUAAAAUUUUCAAAGCAGCGUAUUAUAAAGUGAUGAUUAUCCGAUAGAUGGAAUAUUUCAUAUUUUGUUUAAUCUUUUCCUAAAACUGCAGAUUAGAAAAAAUGAUUCACAUUUGCUACAAACGUAAAAAAGAAUUAGUUGUUGACCAUAAAAAAAUAUAACGGACACUAUUAGCAUAUUAAGAUCUUGUGUAGAAUUAAUGUAAAGCUGAGUUUGUCAAAGGUUAUUAAACUCUAUCCAGGUACCAUUAUAUAUUGCCCCUAAUAAAUAUAUAUGUAUGUAUAAAGCAAAAUUUAUACAAGGAAUACAAGCCAAUAUAACUUAUAUCAAAUAAUUAAAAUAAUUAAUGUCACAAGUCAUAAAUAUACGGUAUAAAAAAAACA
Danaus plexippus (monarch butterfly) is the source of this 2029-nucleotide messenger RNA. RefSeq lists its product as uncharacterized. The transcript is spliced from 2 exons. The coding region runs from base 453 to 1331 and encodes 292 amino acids. Lineage: Eukaryota; Metazoa; Arthropoda; Insecta; Lepidoptera; Nymphalidae. The record is from RefSeq and is a predicted model, not a curated record.